AUGAGGAAGAUCAAUCGUCGUGCGACGGUUUCAACAGAGGUUGGAAUCGAUGACAACUGGGUUGAGCUGAAUGUACCUGAACUCGCCCUCCCCACGUCUGCACCAGCGAUCGAGGCAUCUGCAAACGGUCGGGCUAGCGCACAUUUGGGACGAUUUGGGGCUGCCUUGUCGAAUGUGGUUCCCCUUAGGAUCCCCCAGGUUGGCUCGUUGCACGCUCAAACGGCGAGGCACACCACGAGGACUAGCUCUACCUCCAACGGCUCCAACAACCGGAGAGUUUGGCACGGGGAACGGAAAGAAUCGACUAAAACGCUGAGCGCUGCUUCCAAUAUUGUGACGGCCUUUAUUCUUACACCUAAUCCUGGCCCACAGCGACAGACGAGGAGUAACUGGUUUAAUAUUCUGCCCGAGGAGCCCAGUGAACCUGUCGAAGAGCCUGAUGAAUAUGCCGGAGGCAGCGAAGGAAGCUUUCUUUCGGACGGCGACAGAACUGCGAUCGACAGCGAAAUGUCCCUAAGCUUUGGCUGUGUAAGUAGUGGUACUCUCGAUACCGAAAUUACCUCAACCUCUCCCACUUAUCGUCGACCCGGGGCCCUAUCGCCUAUCCAAAUCCCUAGUAGUGCUUCGUGUGGUAGCCAGCGAGCUUCGAGCCUCCCAUUACCCAACGAAUGUAUUCAAUCCUAUAUCCCAGAACCAAGUCAAGUUAUAAUGAUCGAAUCAAGAAACCCUCUAUUUGAAUCCCCCGCACCAUUCACGUUUACAUCCACAUCCACACCUACUACCACCAGCUUCGGCAUUCAACAGCAACAGCCUAGUACAAGUAUGACCUCGGCUCGCUCUAUUUUGGAGGGUCUUACUAGGCUUUUUGAGGCGGUCGAUCGCCAAAGUAGUAUCGGCUCUAUCCCUUCUCACCCAAACGCUCGAAACUAUCCAUACUUUUCGGAUUUCCCUACUCCAGUUGAUGAUCGUGAGUGGGAUAUAUGCAACCUAACUCCCGCUACCGCCGUAUCUUCAUGGUACACCGCCGACUCACGUGAGCGCAAGCUCCUCAUAAUCGGGAGUGGAUAUGAUUCAGAGAAUUUCCGACGAGCCACGGCCGAGACAAACGCAACUCUAGCCACCUUGAGCCCACUUCGUGGUGUCUCACACGACGUCAAGUCCCUAACCUCAGUUUUCAACAAACGUUCGUUCAUAGUUGAAAAGCUAGUAGGGGAUUCGUUUAACGCCCAAGAUGUACUCGAUAAGGUGAAGGAGUUUUUGAGCGAUGCGAUCGAAGGCGACGUUCGUGCGAUCGUGUUCACAGGCCACGCAACAUGCACCCAAGCGGACGGAAAAGUUGCUAUUGUUCCGCCUUCCGGAUGUCAUAGGACAUCGAAUCCGGACGAAGGACUUAUUAGCGCUGACGCAUGGAGGGAGGCCGUCAACCAAAGCACGCAGCCAGGCGUGAUCGUGUUGUCGAUCUUUGCGAGUUGUUUGUCCGGUGGCAUAAUGGACCAGCCUAUUAAUAUACGGGACCUUAAUGGUCCGGUAACGACCGAGGCGGCUCUCCCUAGCUCUCAACUCUCUUCACCGGCUCCAAUAUUCAUCACUUUCGCAUCAAGUCAAUUUAAUCAAAACACCUACGAAUCUAUAGUUGGCCCCCCGAAGGACCUGAAGGACUUGAAGGACUCGAAAGAAUGGAUAGACCAGUAUAGAUAUGGCGACCAUUUCCUCAGAGCGUUCACUCUUGCUGCCCGUGAUCCUCGUGCUGUCGAUUGGGAAAGGUUCAUUCGAGUUCUUGAAGAUAAGCUUUCCAAGUUGCGGAAUAUUGGUGCAUAUUGCGCAGAAAAUGAUCCAGACGUUCGGAAUUUUAAUUGGCUGGAAGAUCAUCCACAAGUACCAGUGUAUGGCUCAUCAAAAAUAAACAUACCGGCUCUUGAAGAUGUCCUACCUUGGGAGAUUUCGUUGUUCAAACGCGAGUCGCCCACGCCAGGACUCUCAAGAUCAAUCAACGUUGCUGAGGAAUUUCUUGCGCAUGUUUCCCUUUGUGGUGAGACUCCCGAGAUUACGCACUACACGUUGCCGACGCCCAGUAAUGUGGUUCCUCCAGUGAUUCUAUGA
Messenger RNA from Rhizoctonia solani, 2100 nucleotides. RefSeq names its product ICE-like protease (caspase) p20 domain protein. Gene Ontology annotation, biological process: proteolysis. Lineage: Eukaryota; Fungi; Basidiomycota; Agaricomycetes; Cantharellales; Ceratobasidiaceae. Gene Ontology annotation, molecular function: cysteine-type endopeptidase activity. Bases 1 to 2100 code for a protein of 699 amino acids. The record is from RefSeq and is a predicted model, not a curated record. The transcript is spliced from 4 exons.